AUGGCGGCCGCCAAUCAAUGGCAGCUGGGGCCGCAAGACCACCAGCUGCUGACAGAGCUCUUCCCAGUCUAUUUCCCCGCGAGGGAGCUGGAUCAUACCCAGACCCAUCCGAUGAGCAAGCCGGAAGUGCAGGAGGCGCUGCAGUGGUGCAUUGCUUUUGCGAACGCAGUACGGGCGCCACAGAGUGUCGACGUCCUCGCGGCUCUUCAAGCUGCUAGGGCACGAUUCACACUGGAGGAGCUGCGGUCGCUGCGAGGGGAUCGAAGCCGUGAGGACCUGUCCAGACAGCUCCAUGCCCAUCCAGACCAGUUCCUUGCAGAGGUUGGCUUGGGCUUUGACUUGACCAACUCAGCCGUCAGAAGGCAAUGUCCCGAGCACUUUCGGCUUCCUGAUGUCUCUGAGAGAGCUGCUCCUGCCUUAGGCAGGCCCGUGGAUGUGGAGGUCGUUGCCAAAGAUCUGGAGCAACCGAUGCAGUCGGUCAGGUCCGAUUUAAUCGACCGCUAUGUCGGCCUGAGGGGAAGUAUUGUGCGGGCGGCCAACAUUGCACCGCUCAUCACCGAAGUUUGCUUCACCUGCUCCAGGUGUGGCACCGAGGUUCAGACCACUGCUGCCGAGGGUCGCUUUGAGUAUCCACCUGGCUGCCCAAAGAAGUGCCGAUUCGCGCGAUUCACAGCCAACAAGGACAAAUGCCAAGCCAUCGACUGGCAGAGGAUUCGCCUGCAGGAGGACUUCUCCGAGCUGGUUGCCUCUGGCGCACCGCAGCGUCGCAUGCCCCGCACAUUGGACUGCGAUCUCAAGAGGGCCCUUGUGGGCUCUUGCGUGCCCGGCGACGCCGUGACGCUCUAUGGCGUCAUCCGCUGCAUGCCCACUUCCGGGACAAUGUCAGCUGGUGACAGCCGCCAGACACCGUCAAAGUCGCUUUAUGUCCUCUACCUCGAGGUCAAGGCCUUGGUGAACACCCGUCGUGCCGAGGGUCUACAGCAGGUUGGAGGUGCGAUGCAAACUGGGGAGGAAGAAUUUACAGCGCUGCAGCUGUCCUUCAUUCGAGAGAUGUACAAGGAGAAGGAGAAGCUUCCAAUCUUAGCCGCUUCCUUCUGCCAGCACAUCUACGGGCAGCCUCUGGUCAAGGCCGCACUACUUCUCUCUCUCCUCGGCGGCCGCCCUCUUCGGGCCGAAGGCGCCGAACGCCGUCUCAGACGUCGAGGCGACAUCCAUGUGUUGCUGCUGGGAGAUCCGGGUCUCGGGAAAAGCGAGCUGCUGAGGGCCCUGGCCAGGCUAAGCUCUCGUGGCGUCUACGUCUCUGGCAACUCCUCCUCAACGGCGGGGCUCACUGCCUCGGUCGUGCGCGAUCCCAGUGGGGAGUUCGCGCUAGAGGCCGGAGCUCUCAUUCUGGCGGACAACGGCCUCUGCUGUAUCGACGAGUUUGACAAGAUGGGCCAGGACCAGCAUUCGCUAUUGGAGGCGAUGGAGCAGCAGACGGUGUCCAUUGCAAAGGCCGGGAUCGUUUGCACGCUGCCCGCCCGGACCACAGUCGUCACUGCGGCGAAUCCCAGCAAAGGGUCCUGGGACAUGAGUCUGACGCUGGCGCAGAACCUGAAAGGGGUGAUGUCCGAAGCACUUUUGAGCCGUUUUGACGUGAUCUUUCUCAUGCGCACGGCAGAGGAUCCCGGUCAAGACACCGCCAUGUCCCGGCACAUCGUGCAGCAGCGGAUGCACGGAGCGAGGGCCACUUCCUCCCCAGGCCAAGUGGAGGACUGGUCCAACAGCGCGGACGUGGAGGCAAACCGGUGCAGCCUGAAGGCGCGUCUGAGCCGUCCUGGCUUGGAGCCGCUGCCCACCGAACUGCUGCAGACCUAUCUCCGAUAUGCCAAGAAGUAUGCGCAGCCGACCCUGAGCAGAGCAGCGCGUGCUCGCAUCAAGGACUACUACAUGCAGCGCCGGGCGGCCGGUGGCGCUGUGUUGGUGACGCCACGGCUGCUGGAGGCCCUGAUCCGGCUGAGCGAGGCGCGUGCAAAAGCAGAGCUCCGCCGUUCCGUUCUGGAGUCGGAUGUGGAAGAUGUCAUCGAGCUUAUCAGUUCCGGAUCCGACUUCCAAGAGGAGUUCCUCCAGGCACCGGUGCGCAAGGGCAAGUCCAAGCCGAAUGCUAUCGUCGAUCGUGUCUUGCAGAGAGGUCGAGGUCUCGCCGACCUCAAAGGUUGGGAUCCACUGGACCGGCGCAUCGAAGUGGAGAAGAAGGAAAAGUACGGCCAAGCGCUGCGUGACCAAAUGGCCAUGAACAGCGCCCGGGGCACCGGCGAGGUGACGUCGACCUCUCCUUUGCCGCCAAGCCGCGGCAGCUCUUCCACCCGGGCCGCCGGGGAGGUGAUCGCCUCUCCGCACUCCAGUGGGCUGCCACUUGGGGGGGGGCACGGCACCGACGCUGUGGCGGCCGCUAAGGUGGCCCAAGUGCAAGAGAUGAUGCGGCAGCGCUUGCAGGCAGUGCAAGACGAGCAGCAGCGGCAGUGGCAUGAGGUACAGCAUGCUCUGAACAGCCAGCUUCAAGCCGCCCGCGAAGCCGCAGAACAGGCUGUGCAUCGCGAGUUUGCCGAGGCGAUGAGGGGCCAGGCCAUGGAGAUCGACUCCUUGAGACGUGGCCUCGACGAGGUCCUAUCCGCGCAGCGCGCGCGGGAGGAGCUCCAGGGCCACCGGGCCGAAGCCUUGGCCGAGGAGUUGGCCGGGGCGCGGCAGGCGGUGCAUCGACUUGAGGCCGAGUCCGAGGGAUGGCGGAGCCAACUUCAAAACCUAGGGAGCGCGAUGCAGGAGCUCUCAAGAGCAAGGCAAGACCAGGCAACACAGCAGGAGGUGGUUUCGCGGGAGCUUGCAGAUGCCCGAGCCUCCAUGCAGCGGAUGCAGGCCCAGUCGGAGGACUUCCAGUCCCGACUUCAAAGCCAGAUGCAGGAGAUGGAGCGCAUGCGCUCCGACACGCAGGAGUGCCUGCGGGAGAACGAGGCAUGCGCCCGGGAGAGGGCGCUGCUCUCCCAGAGAUUACAGGAGGUGGAGGCCGGACUCGGAGAUGUCCGGAACCAGCUCCGUGAGCACAGCAUCGAGAUCGAGAAACUCAAGGUUGGACACCAGGAGUGUGUUGCGGCACGGGCCGAGUUCGCACGACAGCUGCGCUCCGUUGAGGAUGCAGUGCAGCAUGCCCGAGAGGAGCAGCGACGGCUACUCUCCGAGGUCCAGGAUGCUGUGGCGAGGCUCAGGUCUGAGGUUCCUCGCCUCGCAGAGGCGGCAGCGCAGCGCAUUCUCGACGGCGUGCAGCGCGCGGCGCCUCCCUCUCCUCCACCACCGAGUCCACCUCCUGUCCCAGAACCGAUGCCAGACGUGAGCGAGAACGCCUUCGCCGUUCUCCGAGGGCCCGACGGAGACCUCUAUGAGCUUCCAGGCCUGGACAAUGUCAUCGGUCGCAGUACGGCAUGCGACACCUGCAUUCCAGGGUCGCAGGCCAUUUCAAACAAGCACAUGGGAGUCAGCUUCUCCUCGGAUGGGACGGCGAGCAUCAAAGAUUUGAGCUCCCGCAACGGGACAUUCCUCAACGACCACCGUGUGACAGCGACGGCGCUGGUCAUGAAGAGCGGCGACAAGGUCCAGCUAGGGGUGGAUGGCCCGAGCUUUGUCUUCACCUGGG
Messenger RNA from Symbiodinium sp. CCMP2456, 3664 nucleotides. Lineage: Eukaryota; Dinophyceae; Suessiales; Symbiodiniaceae. The record is from the annotation of a GenBank genome assembly.